Messenger RNA from Alternaria postmessia, 1074 nucleotides. RefSeq lists its product as uncharacterized. NCBI's taxonomy places the organism in Eukaryota, Fungi, Ascomycota, Dothideomycetes, Pleosporales, Pleosporaceae. The transcript is spliced from 2 exons. Gene Ontology annotation, molecular function: zinc ion binding; alcohol dehydrogenase (NADP+) activity. The record is from RefSeq and is a predicted model, not a curated record. The coding region runs from base 1 to 1074 and encodes 357 amino acids. Gene Ontology annotation, biological process: alcohol metabolic process.
AUGGCUACAGACACCAAGUUCGAAGGAUGGCUCGGCAAGGACAAGGAGAGCGUCAAGGGAACGAUGGAGUGGGGUCAAUUCGAGCCCAAGAAGUGGACUGAGGAUGAUGUCGACAUUGAGAUCUCUCAUUGCGGUAUCUGUGGAUCAGACUUGCACAUGCUGAGCAGUGGCUGGGGACCAACACCAUACCCCUGCGUUGUCGGCCACGAGAUUAUCGGCAAGGCUGUAAAGGUCGGCAAGAACGUCAAGCACGUCAAAGAGGGCGAUCGUGUCGGUGUUGGCGCGCAAGCACGCUCAUGCCUUCAGCCCGACUGUCCCGACUGCUCAAAUGGCAUCGAGAACCACUGCCAUCGUGAGUCAAUAAACACAUACGGUUCCGUCUACCCACGCGACGAGGGUAAGAGCUACGGUGGAUACGCCACACACAACCGCACAAAUGGCCAUUUCGUCAUGAACAUUCCCGACGGCCUGGACAGUGCUGAUGCCGCGCCUAUGCUCUGUGGUGGAAUUACAGUCUACUCUCCCUUGAAGCGAUACGGCUGUGGCCCUGGCAAGACCGUCGGAAUCGUCGGUGUAGGUGGCCUGGGUCACUUUGGUGUCCUUUUCGCCAAAGCUCUCGGAGCAGACAAGGUCGUUGGUAUUAGCCGCAAGGCCGAGAAGCGCGACGAUGUCCUCAAGUUAGGCGCUGACCUCUACGUCUCAACCGACGAAGACAAGGACUGGCAAAAGCACAACGCACAAACACUCGACCUCAUCAUCUGCACAGUUUCCAGCGCUAAGAUGCCACUAGACGGAUAUCUUAGCCUGCUCAAGACCCACGGCACCUUCAUCCAGGUUGGUGCUCCUGACGGUGGCGAGCUUCCUCCUAUCAACGCCUUUACCCUCCUGAUGAGUGGACUCAAGGUUGGAGGCUCUGGAAUUGGUGCUCCCUGGGAGAUUAAGGAGAUGUUGGAGCUGGCGGCUGAGAAGAAGAUUAAGCCAUGGAUCCAGAAGAGGCCGAUGAAGGACGCUAACUCUGCGAUUGUGGAUAUGGAGGCUGGAAAGGCUAGGUACAGGUAUGUCCUCGAGAACUAG